Messenger RNA from Acanthamoeba castellanii str. Neff, 1251 nucleotides. Its product is annotated as thioredoxin domain containing protein. The transcript has 7 exons. NCBI's taxonomy places the organism in Eukaryota, Discosea, Longamoebia, Acanthamoebidae. The coding region runs from base 1 to 1251 and encodes 416 amino acids. The record is from RefSeq and is a predicted model, not a curated record. Gene Ontology annotation, molecular function: oxidoreductase activity, acting on a sulfur group of donors, disulfide as acceptor; protein binding. Gene Ontology annotation, cellular component: cytoplasm.
AUGAGGCGAGUAGCAGCGAUUUCGCACAAGGGCGGCAAUGGACCCCUCCUGGCCAGGAGCAUCCGCAGCUCAGGCGUACCACUUGCACGCAGAGGCAAUGCAUCUGCCGCAGAUUCCACUUCGCAGCUUCUGCGAUCAUCCCGUAGUGUAGUGCCUGCGAGGGCGUUCAAUCAAUGGAGGGGCUUGGCCACCCAGACGCAGCCGCCGCCUACUGCCUCAUCGUUUGCCCAGAAGAAGACGAACAGCCCGCCUCAACAGAAAUCGUCAUCUGCUGCAGACAGCAACAUCUACGAGGUGAAUGAAGCCAACUUCCUGAAGGAAGCCAUCGAAGCUUCAGACAAGCGCGUAGUCCUCAUCGACUGCUACGCCGAUUGGUGCGCACCGUGCAAGCAGCUGGCGCCGCUGCUGGAGGCAGCCGUGCGCAACUCGGGCGGACGUCUGGCCCUCGCCAAGCUCAACGUGGACAACAAUCCCACCCUCUCACGGCAGAUUGCGGUGUCGUGCGCCAUGGACCUCAUCAGUGAUGCCCUGCAGAUGCAAGUGACGAGCCUGCCCACAGUGAUGGCGCUGAGCGGCCGCAAGGUGGUCGAUUCGUUCGUGGGUCUCCUGAAGCCCGCUGAGCUCACCAAAUUCGUGGAGGGCCUCCUCCAGGACUUUGCGCCGGCGGCUCCGGCAGAGGAAGCCGAGACUGGUGGCAACCUGCUCGAGGAGGCGGAAGCGGAGCUGGCCAAGGGCGACGUCAACCAGGCCGCCGCCAAGUUCUCCCAGGCUUUGGAGAAGGACAAGGAGUGCACCCACCUUGUCUACGCCGGCCUUGCCAGGUGCGCGCUCGCGGAGAACAACUUGCAGGCCGCGCAGCACCUGGUCAAGGAGCUCAAGGACAAGUACAAGGCCAAGCUGAACGAUCCUGCGGUGGGAAAGGCCAUCGCGGCCGUUGAGCUGCGGGCGGAGCUGGCGGACAAGAGCGGCGGCAGCGCGCAGGAUCUCGAGGCCAAGGUGACCGAGUGGCGUGCCAAGCUGCAGGCCGACGCCAACGACCACCAGGCCCGCUACGACCUUGCCCACGCCCUUUUCAGCACCGGCCAGACCGAGGAGGCGCUCGACCAAAUCCUCGACCUAAUCAAACGGGACAAGCACUGGAACGACGAGGCGGCGCGCAAGCUGAUGCUCAAGAUCUUCUCGGCGCUGGGUCCCAACAACGAGCUCACCACCAAGGCCCGGAAGCGGUUCGCCUCCAUCUGGUUCUGCUGA